Brassica rapa (field mustard) is the source of this 1896-nucleotide messenger RNA. RefSeq names its product low-temperature-induced 65 kDa protein. Lineage: Eukaryota; Viridiplantae; Streptophyta; Magnoliopsida; Brassicales; Brassicaceae. Gene Ontology annotation, biological process: response to stress; response to abscisic acid. The record is from RefSeq and is a predicted model, not a curated record.
UCUAUCACUCACUCUGUAUAAAGCUUUCAAGAAACUACACGAGUUUCUCACAGAAAAGAAUUUGGCUAAUGGAUUCACAAGCGCAGUUGCAGCGUACUCAUGCUCAUCAUCAUCAAGCAGAGGAACCAAUCAAGAUUCACCAUCCAGAGGAAGAAGGGCAUCAUGAGAAAGGACCAUCGAAAGUUUUGAAGAAAGUUAAGGAAAAGGCAAAGAAGAUAAAGAACGUUCUUACUAAACAUGGACAUGGACAUGGUCAUGAGCAUGAUCGUGGAGGAGAACAACACAUCCCCGACGAUCACGAUCUUGACGAGGAAGAUACUGAAGAUUACGACGUAGGCCAACAAGUCCACGGUGGUGCACCAGCGCGAGGAAAAGCACAUCACGUUUCUGAUCCGAUGAAGGAGGAGAUAGUUCCUCCAGGAACGAAAGCUUUCCCGGUCGUGUCCUCUUCCCACACUAAAGUCUCUGAGCCAAACAGAGGAUUUGAACCAACACGAGCCCCCAAUGCCUCUCAAGCUCUGCCUCAUCCUGUAAGACCCUUCGGUGUGUCGGAAAAACAAGAAAAAAGAGGCGCUGCUCCUACGAUGACGCCGCAUAACACGCCCGUGUCUUUGCUCUCUUCAACAGAAGAUGUCACGAGUACGUUUGCUCCUGGUGAGCAACGUAAAGUCCAUGUCGAGAGAGACAGAGUAUUGGAGGAAGACCCGUCUGCUCCAGGUAAAGGGAUGUCGAAUUAUCAGUCCAAAGUCACUGAUACCACCGGAAAAGCUGGUGGAGAAGUUGGAGCAGCACAGACUAUAGCAGCUCUUGCGAGGUUGACAGGGACAGGCGGAGAUGAUCAGCUAGGGCAUGGAAGAGAUCUGCCUGAGAGAAGACACGGGCUUGAGAGAGAACUUCCGGCGAAGAGACAUGACGUAGAUGUGAAGUCAGGAACUGCUUUGGGUAAAGAUCUUCCGACAGGAACUCAAGCUAGACAUAACCCUGAACGUUUUGAACAACAGAGGGGAGAUGAAACGCAUCAGCAUGAUCAGAGCGGCUACACCGACAAGAUCGCAUCAGUGACCUCAGUCGUGGCGGAUAAAGCUGCGGCGGCUAAAAACGUCGUCGCUUCGAAGCUUGGAUACUCCGGGGAAGGUGAAAACGUAGGAGCUGAAACUCCGAGCUCCGGGGAAGGAUACGGGACCAAGGUUGCAUCGGUAGUGACUCCAGUUUACGAGAAGGUCAAAGAGACGGGAGCUAACGUGAUGACGAAGCUACCCUUCUCCGGCGGAACAGAGGAGACGCAGCAAGGACAGGACAAGGGCGUGUCUGCCAAGGAAUAUGUAGCGGAGAAACUUACUCCAGGGGAGGAGGACAAGGCUUUGUCGGAAGUGGUCGCCGAGAAACUUCAUCUCGGAGGAGACACACCGAAGAAGGGGACAGUGACGCAAUCUAAGGAGGUGGAGGAAAGGCUAGGAGGGUUCCCGGAUCCGAAAUCGGAAGGAGCGAUCAAACACGGUGAAAGGUAUGCGGAGGAAGGCGAAGGAGGGAUGGUGGAUAAGCUGAGAGGAGCUGUUACGUCGUGGAUCUCCGGUACGACGGAGGAAGUGACGCAAAAGUCUACUGAGUCUGUUCAAGACUCUUCGCAGUCCGUAGGCGCCACAAUUGGGAAUAUGGGAUUUUCCGGUUCGGGAGCAGAAGGAGCGGGCCAACGAAGCGGUGAGAAGCGUGGCUCUGUGCCUGUGCAGAAGAAGUUCCAAGAAAAUUGAGAUUAGCUUCUUUUCAUAAUGUAUGGCGUGUGUUAAUGCUUUCGAGUACAAUGUGUUUCUGGUUUGAUCCAUGGCUAAUUCUGCUGCUGUCAUGUAGAAAUGGUACAAGUUUUUUUGGGUUAAUAAUGGAAAACUACUUUAACUGGCC